Messenger RNA from Seriola dumerili (greater amberjack), 3500 nucleotides. RefSeq names its product MRS2, magnesium transporter (gene mrs2). The transcript is spliced from 12 exons. The record is from RefSeq and is a predicted model, not a curated record. Gene Ontology annotation, cellular component: mitochondrial inner membrane. Bases 554 to 1939 code for a protein of 461 amino acids. Gene Ontology annotation, molecular function: magnesium ion transmembrane transporter activity. Gene Ontology annotation, biological process: mitochondrial magnesium ion transmembrane transport. NCBI's taxonomy places the organism in Eukaryota, Metazoa, Chordata, Actinopteri, Carangiformes, Carangidae.
CCAGUCCCCCGUCUGUCAUGCUAACCCGGAGAACUGCGUCUUCGGACUAGAACAACCAUACGUGUUGAUUAAGGACCGUCUGUAGUUAACGGCAGGUAACGGACAUGUGUUACUUCGUUUACUGUCAGUACGAUUUUUAAGUGGAUAAUUGCUGAGAGCACAAACUGCUCCUGCUACUUACAGCUAGGGUAACUAGCAUAACAUGACAGAGCUGCACAGCACUCUUGAAAACAUCGUAAGGAAAGUUUGACAGUAGUCGUGCUAAGAUAUCACUUGUCCGGCGUUACAAGAAGCGACGUUGACCAAUAUUUGCUCUGUACUCUAACCAUCAUGUUAAGGCUUUUCCUUCUUGCUGUACCUGUGGAUCUGGACUCUCGGCUCACAAACAGCUGGAGGGCAGUGAGGGACCACCAAUGAGAUGAUUGAAGGAUGUUACACACUCAGCGCCUUUCACGCAACACUUGUAUUCAAGCUGGGCGUCUGAGCUGAACAUCAGAUCUCCAAAGCCACUACUGCAGUCUGUGUGAAGGCUGUGUGUUGUGGUGGUGUGAAGAUGAAGCUGCACAGAGUGCUGCUGGCUGGCUGUAUGGACUGCACUAGGAUUUAUCUGCCUGGGAACUUUUAUCCAAAGCGCCUAUUCAGUUCUGUCAGUGCUUUUUCCUCGAGACUUGGUGAGACCCGAACCCUCAUCCUUUGUCGGGCUCCUACAAUGCUCUGCCCCGUGAAGUACACUGUGCCACUUGGAAAUAGAAAACCGACUUUGUACAGCAGGAGUUAUAGUGUUGUCGAUGCAAGGUGUCAGCCCAGAAAAUCUCAGUCUGCUGUGGUGACAAAGGAGAACCUUCUGCUAGGAGGUGCAACAUGGCCUGUGUCCUCUAUCCGCCACAGAGUGACAGAUGCCCCUCUUUCCAGUGUGCCUCCAGCUUUUGUUGUGAUGAAAUUUGACCAAGAGGGAAAUUUGACAUCAUUUGAGAAGAAGAAAACUGAGCUUUGCCAGGAGCUAAGUCUUCAGGCCAGAGACCUUCGCUUUCAGCACAGUACCAGCCUCACUGCGAGAAACAACUGCAUUAUCAUACGAAUGGAGUCUCUGAAAGCCAUUGUGACUCCACAGUCCCUUUUGGUGUUGGAUUUUCGUGGUCUGGGAUUGGAACGCUGGUUGGUACUGGAGCUCGCCCCUCAGCUAGCAUCGCAGACGCACUCUCUGCCCUUUGAGUUCAGAGCACUGGAGGCUAUACUGCAGCACAAGGUAAACACUCUACAGACCCGGUUAAAUGAAGUUGAACCAAUUAUAUUGGACGUAUUGGAAUCCCUAGUGGAUCCUAAAAUCCUUUCUGCUGAUAGAAGUAAACUGCAUAUACUGCUGCAGAACAGCAAGAGUUUAUCAGAGUUGGAAACGGACAUUAAAGUUUUUAAGGACUCCUUGCUGAAGAUUUUGGAUGAGGACGAGAUGAUUGAAGAACUCUGUCUGACUAAGUGGACAGACCCAAGAGUUUUUGAGGAGAGCAGUUUGGGCAUUGACCAUGCUGAGGAGAUGGAACUGUUGCUGGAAAAUUACUAUAUGCAGGCUGAAGAGCUGGGGAACAAGACCAGAGAGCUGAAGGGGCUGAUAGACGACUCUGAGAGUGUCAUCUUUAUCAAUCUGGACAGCCAUCGCAACGUGAUGAUGCGUCUGAAUCUGCAGCUGACAAUGGGUUCCUUCUCCCUUUCCUUAUUCGGCCUGAUAGGGGUGGCCUUUGGAAUGAAUUUGACGUCGUGCUUUGAGGAGGACCCUCGUGUUUUCUGGCUGGUAACAGGCUUCAUGUUCUUGGGCAGCGGGCUGAUCUGGAGACGACUCCUGUCAUUUCUUGGACGACAUCUAGAGCCAUCAAUACCCCCACUAAUCCCUCCAGUUUGGAAGAGAAAUCUGAAAUCAUCAGACAUGAAAACGGGAGUCAGAUGAAGUUCUACCUCCGCUCUGUAAAAUGCCACAGACCUCACACAGACUCUGAAGCUUUAAAGACAAUUGUUUUAUUUCCCUGAACCUCCUGAAUCUCUACUAAUGCUGGAAAUGUUCAUUUUUUAGCACACCUCACUGUUUUGCUCUUCCAUGCCUACAGCAGAGAUCGAGACCGAUUCCACUGUGUUACUUUGUCCCCAUUAACAUAUUCCUCUCAUUAUAUUGGGGCUGUUUCUAAUGAUUGAUUAGAUUUCUUCAUAUCUAAUUAUAUCAUAUCUGUGGAUAAAACAUGUGGGCACAGAGUUUUGCUCUGUCAUCACUGUUUUUUAUGGGUGUAUAUGUAGGCGAGAGAAACUGAAACUGAAACCAAUAACAACCUAACUAAUAUGAUAAACACCUUACAUGCAUUUGCACGUUCCCUCAUAUUAUAGGUGAAAAAAGGUCUGUUAAAAGGAAAAAAAUCCUAUUAUUUAAAUAAAUGUGAGCAAUAUGAAUGUGUAAAGUCUAAGUCAAAGUUUAUGAAGAGUUAUUUAUUCUACGCUCUUCACUCUUUGUGAAACUGUGUAGUUACAGUACAACAUCAGUUAGACAAUAAGGACUUUGCUGUGAAAAGGGUCUAUAUGGGAGACAUUUUAACUGUCAAAGCAGAAAAAGCUCAGGUGUAAAUAAUAUUAACAUCGGCUCCCACCCAGUAAGUGUCCCACAUCAUCUGGAUGGUUUGCAGGGACUAUUUUUGAACCACUUCCUGCUCUGAAGAUGGAGAUGGAGAUUUCAAGAGUAUGACUUGUAUUUUAUACAUGUAUUUUCAUGAACGUGGGGUUGGGUUCAUUUUAUUUCCCUUACAACAAAUAUCAGGAGUUUUGCCUUGGUCAGCUCAUCAUGCAACAGAGCAGAUACAACAACAUUCAACAAAGUAUACUAAUAAUAAAACCGUAUCUAUUGGAACACACAGAUUAAAAAAUAUAUGUGAAAACAAAAAAUGAUUCACCUGAAGUGCCAGCAGUCAGCAAACUAUUAGUAUUCUGAAUGUUAAAGAUGGAAUCUCAAUUAAAACAUGUAUAAACCUUCUACCAGAGGAAACCUUUGUCAUUCUGGGAUACUUUAUCCCAAAGCAAACUAUAGUGAUUAGCGAGACUCUGUCACCACAGCAAACACACUGACAACCCAGGUCUUACAGCGGUGGCUUCCAACCUGGGGCUCAGAAUACCCUUAAGGGGUCACAAGAUAAAUCUGAGGGGCAUGAGGUGAUCAACAGGACAGAAAAUCAGAAAAAAAACAUUUAAUCUCGAUAAAUUAUUUGUUUAUUUUUUCUAAUUUUCUGUAAUCUUAGUUUUUCCUAAUUUUACCACUUCAGGCCUCUAAAAAUUACUCUUAGGUUGAAUUGGUCAAAGCCGAUAGACAUAUGCAACAGGUGAUGAGGAAUCAUUAGGACAGUUGGCUUCAUUUUCAUGGGUCACAAGCAAAAGCUGUUAGAAACCAAUGCCUUAUAGUACUGUGUAUUAUUUAUGUAAAGUCCAGCCAAGUCCUUCCCAUUUUCACUGUUCUUCUCUGUAUUAUAUUUAAU